GCGGCCCUCAGGAGCUCUGGUCUCUUGGAGGCGCUGCCGUAUCCUUCCCGUCUCGGCUGCGGGAUGGAGCUGUGCGCUGGGAGGCAAAGCCCAGCAGGAGCCUCGAGCGGUCUGGCGGCUGCAGUCGUCCCUCUUCGGUGUCCCUAGUGAAAGCUGAUGAAGCCGCGGGCUCUGCUACGGAGCCCUGGCCGGGCUAGUGCAGGCUCUGCUUGUUUUAAGAAUGCCUUAGAACAUGCUUCUUUUGCAAGCCCGUUGGAUGAUGGCCUUCACUCCAAGCAUUGAGCUUCGGUAUCAUGUUUAAUACUGGAAUUGGCCAGCACAUCCUGAAAAAUCCCCUCAUUGUUAACAGCAUUAUAGAGAAGGCUGCCUUACGGCCCACCGAUGUUGUUCUUGAAGUAGGACCUGGAACUGGUAACCUGACAGUAAAAAUGCUAGAGAAAGUAAAAAAGGUAAUUGCCUGUGAACUUGACCCACGACUUGUGGGUGAACUUCAGAAGAGAGUCCAGGGCACAUGCAUAGCAAACAAACUAGAAAUAAAGGUUGGAGAUGUGUUGAAAACUGACUUACCGUUCUUUGAUACAUGUGUAGCUAACUUGCCUUAUCAGAUUUCUUCACCUUUUGUUUUCAAGCUGUUGCUGCAUAGACCCUUUUUCAGGUGUGCAAUACUUAUGUUUCAGAGAGAAUUUGCUCUUCGUUUGGUUGCUAAACCAGGGAAUAAACUAUACUGCAGACUCUCAAUUAACACUCAGUUAUUAGCCCGUGUGGAUCAUCUAAUGAAAGUUGGAAAGAAUAAUUUCAGGCCUCCACCCAAAGUUGAAUCCAGUGUUGUCAGAAUAGAGCCAAAGAACCCUCCACCACCUAUUAAUUUUCAGGAAUGGGAUGGUCUAGUAAGGAUAGCCUUUGUCAGGAAAAACAAGACACUCUCUGCAGCAUUUAAAUCAAGUGCAGUACAGCAGCUGCUGGAUCAGAAUUAUCGAAUUCACUGUUCUAUACAUAAUAUUGAAAUACCAGAAAACUUCAGAAUUGCAGAGAAAAUACAGAUGGUUCUAAAAAAUACAGGUUUCUCAGAAAAACGGGCGCGCUCAAUGGAUAUAGAUGACUUCAUUAGAGUGCUGCAUGGCUUCAAUUCAGAAGGCAUCCACUUUUCAUAAAUGGCUGAACAGGGAACACUUUACAUUCUCUGAGGAGAACUGAAAUGUGACAUCAACAAGGUCAUAGGAGGAAGAACUCUCAUUGAGAGCAAUCACCAGCAGAUAAAGUAUAUAUGACUAUUUUGCAAUACCUGCUCAGAAGUACUUAUUUGAGGACAAUAGCUGUAAAAGUACUGUGUAGCAUUUUAAAAUUGUAACUGUCCAGACUAAAGCUAUGUACCUUUUUUCCCCAUUAGAGCACCUUUUAAGUGUACCCUGUGAUAUGAAAUGGCUCCAAAAGCCCCAAAUUAAACCCUUCCCUCCCUGACUUUGCAUCUUCUCCUGCCAUUACAACAUUCAGAAUGGAACUCAAACCUCUGUUUGGCCACCCCAGAACUAUUUGUAGACUGGUGGCCUAAUGCCAAUUCAUGGGAGUUUAGAAUAAAUUAACUUUUUAAAAAAAAGAUGAAGUGUGUAUCUCCAUCUUUCCUUUCUGGUAGCUAGCACAGGACCUGGACUAUGGGAGAAAUUGCAGCUAGAAUGAGCAGAUCACCACUGUAUACGUUCUAGAUCAGGGGUAGGCAACCUGCAGUAUGCAAGCUGAUUAUCAGUGGCACUUAAUUAAAGCUGCUUAAACAUUUUAAAAGCCAUAUUUACUUUAAUACAAUCAUUCAGUUAUGCGUUAUAGACUUAUGGAAAGAGACCUUCUAAAAAUGUUAAUGUAUUACUGGCACACAAACCUUAAAUUAGAGUGAAUAAACAAAGACUCAACACACCACUUCUGAAAGGUUACUGACCCCUGCUCUAGUUGUAGAGGGAGGGGCAGUUAACACUCUUAGGCAUGUUGUCUGUGCAACCUGAUAGCAAGAGAAUGGUAGGCUUCAAAAAAGACAGAACAGUUCUUUUGCCUGGUACAGUCCUCUUAAAUAUCCAAACUUGUUUUCAGCUGCAGUUACAUCUGUUACUGCUAGACCCUGAAUUGCAUUCAGAGGCAGCUAAGAGUAUACUACCAUUUUCACAUAAAAAUCUUCAGUAACAAUGCAGUUUGACAUUAUACAGUGCCUUUAAACUUUCUUAAACUGCCUUAACCAUACUGUACACUUACUUCAGUACACCAUCUGUUAUAGACCUCAAAGUCCUUUAUAGGGCUGGGUAAGCAGUAUUCUCUUAUUUCACAGAUUGUAACUGAGCACAGGUUAAAUGUCAGUGGCAGACCUGGAAACAGAUCACCACACUGUCCAUACCGCUUUCUUAUACAAAUAACCCUAGGAUGUGCAGUAACGGCACUGGCUUUUCACUAAAAACUGCAUACAUUAAAAACUAUAACCUGUCUAUAUCUAGUCUCAAUAGAGAUCCAUAUACUUAAAUAUUUAUCUCAAUUUUAGGCAGUUGUACAGUACUGAAGAUUGCUAUAUAUCAGAUAUUACCAGGUUACUAUUCCAGGCAAGCAGGAGAGGCUGUUUCUUGUAUAAUUUUCCCCCUUGCAUCUCACUUUACAUUUUUAACAUUGAAUAUAGGCAGUAAACUUCUGUUAUAAUGCUAGCUGCAUUAUUUCAUUUUUGUUAAAUAUGAAAAUACCUUUUGUAAGUUUCAUUAACAUUUCCUAGUUCUAAAACUGAAUCUUUGCUCAUAGUUUGAAUUAUAGGUUAUAGGCAACAGGGUCACACCAUUAAGUAGCAGCUAAAGACAGAGUAAAUGCUCUUGUGCUAAUUGCCCAUGCUUAGAGGAGUGGUAGGCAAAGCUAGAUCAGCCUAGGUACACAGAUUCUAUAACACAACACCCUUUUCCCCCUGCCAAUGAGUUGGUCAGGACUGCCCAGAGGAUUCAGGGAGUCGGGGGCAAAGCAAUUUAAGGGGCCCCUUCCAUUAAAAAAAAAGUUGCAAUACAAUAGAAUAUUAUAUUCUCGUGGGGGCCCCUGCAGGGCCUGGGGCAAAUUGCCCACUUGCCCCCCCCGGCCAGCUCUGGAGUUGGUUGAUGGUCUUAAGUGCAAAAUCUGUAAAUGCAACAGCUGGUGGUGGUCUUCAGGCCUGGAACAGUGUUGGUACACAGCAUCUUACAAGGAACAAGCAUGUCUCACUCUAUCAUAAGGUUAAGUAAGUAAGUAUUGCUUCAGAGUCUGGACAAGGAGAGCCUCUAUUCACCUUAGGCUAACAUGACAGCCCUCUUCUCCCAGCAUGCAGAAAAUAAGCAAUCUAUACAAAACUAGCAAACCCUGGCUUGACAGACCAAUCUGCAGCCAGUAGCUGACUGGAAUAGCAGCAGCACUGGUCCCAUUUAUUUUUUUGGUGGGGUGGGAGAGGGGGAAAUGUCAGUAAAAACUAAGGUUUUACCUCAGACACGUUGGUAGGAUUUAGACUCUAUUCUCUAACUUCCCUCUAUGCAAGCUAAGACAAUUAGCCUUAAUUGGUGUGGUAUCCUACUCUUUUAAAACCUCAGAUCAGCAAGUGUCCUGAUUUCCUUCUAUAAACAUCCACUUGAAGUCGGCUUAAGCGUAUCACCUUUUGGAGAAUGAGUUUACCACAUAAAGAUAACAUCACUGGCUGUCCAUUAUAGCAGAAUGUUCCGAAGAAGCUACUCUCCCUAAAGUGGAAAUAUGUAAGUGAUCAUACUUCUUUCCUUUCCAUUAACUCACAUGACUUCUUCUGUGAUGUGAGGCAUAGUAUGGGAGGCAAGAACUAGGCAGUGAAAUAUGUAGCUAAGAAUAAUCUCUCAUCAGCAGUGAUGAAAGUAAAAUGUAUUUUACACGAUUAUUUUAAAAAUUGGACAUUGAUAGGAGCAGGCAUAUCUAAAAUACAGCAGAUUCAUACUUAAACUAGCUGCACAAUUUCUCAUGAAAUCUGAAUAGCAUCUACCAUUCUUAAUUGCAGUUUGAUGCAAUAAUCCAUAAUGAAUCACAUUUAGAUUACACAUUUCAAAGGAUCUUGAAGCACUGUAUGUAUCACAAAACUCUUCAGAGGUAGACAAAAAGGUUGUGACUUGCUAAAGGAACGCCACCCACAUUAUCUUGACUUGUAUAUAAAUCUUCUAUAUGAUAUGGCUCAAACCUUGAGGAAAGUGAGAUUUAGACUUAUCAAUUCAGAUCAUUUUAAUUAAAGCUUUUGAUUUAAGCAGCAGGGAAUGCUUUUAACCUGCAUCAUCAGUUACUAUGAACAGAAACACUUUUGCUAGUUUUACUUAGUUAUUUAAUAGUUUCCUCUUAAUUUUUUUUGAUGGAUUGCAUUCUUAGAUGAAUGCAGUGAAAGAUCAGUACAUUUUGAUAUAGCUGUUUAAGGACUGAAGUCUGAAACAAUUUGAGCCUGUACAGGAUGGUUAUUACACUAAAACAAACACCCACUCUCGCACCAUGUGCCUUUUAAGUAUGAUUUUUUUUUUAAAUCUCAUACAUCUAAUUUCAGUAGAUGUGAUCACAAGGUAAACUCCUUCCCAAAGUAAAUGCAAGUUUCAUAGAAGUAAAUUCUCAUCUCUAAUUGAUGUUUCAUUGUUUAAUUUAUUAAACACAUUAUGUAAAAUCUACAUUGCUUUUUCAGCUUUCAUGUUUACAGAUAGGAGCUUUUUA
This is a messenger RNA of Gopherus flavomarginatus (Mexican gopher tortoise), 4686 nucleotides long. RefSeq names its product DIM1 rRNA methyltransferase and ribosome maturation factor (gene DIMT1). The record is from RefSeq and is a predicted model, not a curated record. Gene Ontology annotation, molecular function: rRNA (adenine-N6,N6-)-dimethyltransferase activity. Gene Ontology annotation, cellular component: mitochondrial matrix. The transcript is spliced from 12 exons. The coding region runs from base 294 to 1151 and encodes 285 amino acids. Lineage: Eukaryota; Metazoa; Chordata; Testudines; Testudinidae. Gene Ontology annotation, biological process: rRNA methylation.